UAGGUGUGGGUAGUAGGGCAGGAGGGAGUUGAAGGGCAGUUGGGGGCUGGUAUAGGUGGAGGGGGCAGCUGUGGGGAGCUUGACAGGACAGUUCUGGGACUGGAGGGGAGAGGUGGCAGGGGCCUUCCCUUUGGGGCCCGGGGGACCCAGGCAUCUUGGCCCAGUCCUCAUGCGCCUGCUCUUGUUUCCCCGGCAGCCCACAAUGAGCACGCGCCGCCGCGGCCCCCCUGGGGACAAGCAACUGCGCAAGAGCUCUGGGCGCGGGUCCUCCGUGGUCUGGGACACCGGCCCGCCACCACCCCCACCGCCACUGCCGCCUGCUCUGGAGGAUGCUGCUGUCAGCUCUCCAGGACCUGGCGAGGGGGUAGUGAAGGCCCAGGAGGAGGCCGAAGCUGAAGAAGAGGCAUGCCUCUCUUUGGAGGAGAAAGAAGUGGAUUUGAAACCCUAUAUCCGAAGCAGGCUGGGCCUGAGCGGGGUCCAGGAUGACAUGUGGACAGAAGAGCACAAGGCAGCUGUGGACGUGUUCCUGAAGGACCCCACCAAGCAACUGCUGGUUGUCUAUGUAGAUGAAUUUGCCGGGCUGAAGGUGGAACAUGCCAUCCCCUACCAGGAGCAGAAGCUGCUGGCCUACUUCAUCCGCCACGAGAACGCAGAGAUCACAGCCGAGAACUUCCAGCAGACGGUACAGUUUGGCACGCUCCGCCAGCCUUAUAUCGACAGCCUACUGCGGCUCCUCAACGGGGUCUACCUGCCCCGCCUCUUCCGCCAUGCAGCCUGGCCCGAGAGCAUCAAGAAUGAAUUCUUCUCGGAGGUCUAUCACUUUAUGACCUCUCUCACAGACACACGCUCCAAAAUGAAGGGCCGCACGGUUCUCUACAUCCCCAUCGAAUCCCUGCCCAUGAAGCCCGAGGCGGUUGUGAAGGACAAAGCCCUGAUUCAGAGACUGGAAACAUCCAUGAUUCAUUGGACUCGUCAGAUUAAGGAGGUGCUGCGGGCCCAGGAGGCGGUGGAGAGCCGGGAGAGCACGGGGCCACUGGAAGAGAUCGCCUUCUGGAAGAACCGCUGCGCUGACCUGUCAGAGAUCAGCAAGCAGCUGAGCAAGCAGGGUGUGAAGCACAUUGAGACCAUCCUGCUCCUCUCCAAGUCCUCCUAUGUGGCUGCCUUCCAGAGGCUGGCCAAGCAAAUCCAGGAUGGGUCCCAGCAGGCCCAGUCCAACCUCCGGUUUCUCUCCAUCCUGAAGGAGCCAUUCCUGGAGCUGGCUAUGCUGAAGCCCAAGGACAUUCCUGAGAAGCUGCCUCACCUCAUCAGCUUGGUCCGCAUCAUCUGGGUCAACUCCCCAUACUACAACAGCAGGGAGCUCAGCCCAGCCCUCUUCCGCAAGGUGUGCGACUGCCAGCAGCAUUUUGCUCGCUGGGAGGAUGGCAAGCAGACGCCGCUGCCCUGCUUCUUUGGCCACCGUGGGCCCCAGAUGAUGAGAAACCUGGUGGAGAUUGAAGAGACCUUCCAGAAGCACCUUCUCGCCCUGCGCAACAUGAAGGGGAACAUCCUGGAUGUAAAGAACACCUUCUGGCAUGAGGAUUUCAACCGGUUCCGCGCAGGCAUGAAAGACCUGGAGGUGAUGACCCAGAACCUGAUCAGCUCAGCCUUUGAGACGGUGCGGGACGUGGAGCACGGUGUGGAGAUCCAGGACAUCUUCCACCACCUGUCGGAGAGGGAGACCAUCAAACGCACCUUUGACAAGAAAGCCGUGGACAUCUACAUGCUCUUCAACUGGGAGCUGAACCUGGUCAACAAGGAAUUGAGCAAGAAGCUGCCCUUCCUGCUGCCCUACAUGGGCCACUACUCGGGCCUGGCGCAUUGGAUCCGGGCACUUCGCCGCCGCAUCGACCGACCUAUGAUCUGCCUUGCCAAGGCCCACUUCAUGCCUCACAUUGGCAGAGGCGAGGAGAGUUUCCAGUACUACCAGCAGCUGACCCAAGCCAUGGACGAGAUCGAGAGACGGGCAUUCCAUGAAUGGACGCAGACCCUGGACAAAGACAGCCUGAAACGCCUGGACACCCCGCUGCUGGCCCUCAGUGCUGAGAAGCAUGGCAUGCUGGAUGUGAAUUUUGACAAAGACCUGCUGAAGCUCUUUGUGGAGAUCCACUACUGGGACCGGCUGCUCUUCGAGAUCCCUCACUACGUGGCAGAGGUCUACGAGAGGAGGGAGGAUCUCCGGGUCCUCCGUGAGAACCUGCUUCUGGUGGCCCGGGAUUAUAAUAGAAUCAUCGACAUGCUGUCGCCCGAGGAGAGAGCCUUGUUCAAGGAGCGCAUCCGCUACCUGGACCGGAAGAUUCAGCCUGGCUUGAAGAAGCUCCACUGGUCCCUGAAAGGUGCCAGCAUCUGCUUCAUCAGUGAGUGCCGUCUGCACGCCAGCAAGGUGCAGGCCAUCGUGACUGAGUUCAAGGUGGCCACGCUGGCCAUCGCCUGUGGGGCCCAGCAGCUCAGUGAGGCCCUGCUGGUGCGCCUCACGGGCAAACGGGUCUACGAUGACCUGGAGUUUGAGGACGACCAGCGCCAGCACCGGGCCUGGGCGCAGCAGAGGCUGCUGGACCUGUACAAUGAGGUUGCUGCCAUCCUGAGGCAGACCUAUGAAGUCUUCAAGCAGGACAGCCCUGAGGUGCAGCAGCACUGGAUGGCCUACAUGGUCAAGAUGGACAGGAUGAUGGAGGAAGCUUUCCGCCUCAACGUCAAGUGGUCCCUGGUGGAGCUGUCCAAGGCCAUCAACGGGGAUGGCAAGACCACGCCUAGUCCCCUGUUCAGGGUCAAGGUGAUCCUUCAAGACAACUACCCAGCUUCCUCACAGGUGGAGUUCUCACCCACACUGACCCAGCUCGCCAACAUGGUCAAUGACAUCGGCAGCCACCUCAUCGCCUGCAUCUCCAUCUUCCGCCACUUGCCUGAGGUCCUCACCAAGCGAAGGUUUCUCCGUGACCCCAUCUCCGUCCUUGUGGAGCGUGAUGAAGACAUCAAGAAGAUCCAGGCUCUCAUCAGCGGGGGCAUGCUAGCCAAUGCCACCCACCUCCAGGCCUACCUGAAAACCUGGGAUGUCUACCGGGAGAUCUGGGAGGUCAACAAGGACUCCUUCAUCAACCGCUACAGGCACCUCAACCCGCUGGUGUCCUCCUUCGAUGCGGACACCGCUCGGUACAUGGAGGUGGCCAACAACGUGCAGAAGGAGGAGACGGUGCUGAGCCUGGGCUUCGUGCUGCUGGACUGUGCACGGCUGAAGGGUGCUGUGGUGCAGCACUGCACUGAGUGGCAGGGCAAGCUUACGGCCCUGCUGCGUGAGACAGCCAGUGGGCGCCUGCGCCACCUGCAUGCCCACCUACGGGACAGUGCCUGCAGCGUGAGCCGGCCCCCGCAGACCUUGCAGGAGCUGGGCCAGAGCCUGCAGCUGCUGGAGAACCUGCAGGCUGAGCUGUCCCAGCUGGAGGCUCAGAUCCCACCCAUCCAUGACCAGUUUGCCAUCCUGGACAAGUACGAGGUGCCCGUGGAGGAGGAGGUGCUGCAGCUGCUGGGUGGCCUGGGCGGGGAGUGGUUGGCCUUCCAGCAGUGCAUGUUGGACAGUGAGGUCAUGCUCAAGCGCCACAAAGAGAAGUUCAAGACUGGCCUCAUCCACUCAGCUGACAACUUCAAGAAGAAGGCCCAGGUUCUCCUGCAGGACUUUGGCGCCAAAGGCCCCUUCAGCAGUGCAGUGCCAUGCGCGGCAGCACUGGAGCAGAUUGCGACACUACGUCAGGUGCUGGCGGCCAUGCAGGCCGAGGAAGGUGGCCUGCGCUCCAGCCUCGGCCUCUUCAAGAUCGAGCAGCCGCCCUCCAAGGACCUGCAGAAGUUGGAGAAGGAGCUGGACUACCUGCAGCAGGUGUGGGAACUGGCGCAGGCGUGGGAGCUGUGCUGGGGCAAGUGGAAGACGGGCAGCUUCCGGACGCUGCAGACGGAGACCAUGGAGAGCGUUGCCCGUGGCCUCCUCCGCCAGCUGCACAAGCUCAGUCGCGACCUUAAGGACCGCAACUGGGAGGUCAUCGAGACGUCCAAGGCCAAGAUCGAGCAGUUCCAGAGGACGAUGCCACUCAUCUCAGACCUGCGGAACCCAGCCAUGAGGGACCGGCACUGGGCGCAAGUGAAAGACAUGGUGCUGUGUCCCUUCGACCAGGAGGCUGAUGACUUCCGACUGGAGGAUGUGGUGGCGCUGGGGCUGGACCGGCAUGGUGAGCAGGUGGCCGAGAUCUCGGCUGCCGCCACCAAGGAGCUGGCCAUCGAGCAGGCCCUGCAAGGCAUUGUGCAGACCUGGGACGUGAUGCAGCUGGACAUCGUGCCCUACAAGGACAAGGGGCACCACCGCCUCCGGGGCACAGACGAGGUGUUCCAGGCGCUGGAGGACAACCAGGUGGUGCUGGCCACCAUGAAGGCCUCGCGCUUCGUGCGCCCCUUCGAGCGCGAUGUGGAUGGCUGGGAGCGGUGCCUCUCGCUGGUGCUCGAGGGCAUUGAGAUGGUGCUCACUGUGCAGCGGCAGUGGAUGUACCUGGAGAACAUCUUCCUGGGUGAGGACAUCCGCAAGCAGCUGCCCGAAGAGUCAGCCUCCUUUGACCAGAUCAAUGCCAGCUGGAAGGGCAUCAUGGACCGCCUAAGCCGGGAUGCCAAUGCCCUGCGGGGCACCCAUUACCCAGGCUUGCUGGACACACUAGCAGCAAUGGCGGGGGCACUGGAGGACAUCCAGAAGUCGCUGGACAUGUUCCUGGAGACCAAGCGCCGCAUCUUCCCCCGUUUCUACUUCCUGUCCAACGAUGACCUGCUGGAGGUGCUGGGCCAGGCCCGCAGUCCCGACGCCGUCCAGCCCCACCUCAAGAAGUGCUUUGACAGCCUGCGUGCCCUCCGUGUCCAGAAGGUGGGCAUGGGUAACAGGUCAGAGGCCAUGGGCAUGUGUUCGCUGGACGGGGAGUAUGUGGAGUUCAGCCACCCUGUGCUGUUGGAGGGACCUGUGGAGGAGUGGCUGUGUGAUGUGGAGCACACCAUGCGCUGGACACUGAGGGACUUGCUACGCAACUGUCGCCUGGCGCUUAAGAAGAUGCUCACUAAGCGCGAUAAGUGGGUGAAGGAGUGGGCCGGGCAGUUGGUGAUCGCGGCCAGCCAGAUGCAGUGGACGGCCGACGUCACCAAAUGCCUGCUCACCUGCAAGGAGCGCGGGGACAGGAAGUUCCUCAAGGUCAUGAAAAAGAAACAGGUGUCCCUGCUGCACCGCUACUCAGAGGCACUGCGUGGGAGCCUGCCCAAGCUGCUGCGCCUCAAGGUGGUGGCACUGGUGACAGUGGAGGUGCAUGCGCGAGACGUCAUUGACCGGCUCCACCGCUGCCCUGUGCCUGAGCCCAGCGCCUUCGACUGGCUCAGCCAGCUGCGCCUCUACUGGGACAAGGACACGGACGACUGUGUGAUCCGCCAGACCAAUGCUCACUUCCCCUACGGCUAUGAGUACCUGGGCACUGCCCCCCGCCUCGUCAUCACCCCCCUCACCGACAGGUGCUAUAUCACACUGACCACGGCGCUGCACCUGCACCGCGGUGGCUCCCCCAAGGGCCCAGCCGGGACAGGGAAGACGGAAACGGUGAAGGACCUGGGCAAGGCGCUGGGCAUGUACGUCAUUGUGGUCAACUGCUCCGAGGGCCUUGACUACAAGUCCAUGGGCCGCAUGUACUCUGGCCUGGCCCAGACAGGUGCUUGGGGCUGCUUUGAUGAGUUCAACCGCAUCAACGUGGAAGUGUUGUCGGUGGUGGCCCAGCAGAUCCUGUCCAUCCUCUCAGCCCUGGCCGCCAGCCUGGCCACCUUUGCCUUUGAGGGCCACCGCAUCCGCCUGGUCCCCUCCUGCGGCAUCUUUAUCACCAUGAACCCGGGCUAUGCUGGGCGGACAGAGCUGCCCGACAACCUCAAAUCCAUGUUCCGGCCCAUCGCCAUGGUGGUGCCCGACUCGACCCUCAUUGCCGAGAUCAUUCUCUUUGCUGAAGGCUUCAGCAACUGCAAGGUGCUGGCCAAGAAGGUCUACACACUGUACUCAUUGGCCCAGCAGCAGCUCUCCCGGCAGGACCACUACGACUUUGGGCUGCGGGCACUCACAUCCCUACUGCGCUAUGCUGGGCGCAAGCGCCGCACCCAUGCUGACCUCACCGAUGAGGAGAUCCUGCUCCUGGCCAUGAAGGACAUGAACGUGGCCAAGCUGACCUCUGGCGACCUGCCCCUCUUCACUGGCAUCGUCCAGGACCUCUUCCCCAGCAUUGAGUCUCCCACCAUCGACUAUGGCAAGCUGAAGGAGACUAUUGAGGGGGAACUGAAGCAGGUGGGGCUCCAGGUGACACCCCUUACCAUCACCAAGGUGAUCCAGCUCCACGAGACCAAGAACUCGCGCCAUUCCACUGUCAUUGUGGGCAGCACUGGUAGUGGCAAGACAGUGACCUGGCGCACCCUGCAGGCUGCCCUGUCGGCCCUGCACUGGUGUGGGGACCCCACCUACAAUCUUGUCAGGGAGUUCCCCCUCAACCCCAAGGCCCUGUCGCUGGGGGAGCUGUAUGGGGAGUAUGACCUCAGCACCAGUGAGUGGACAGAUGGCAUCCUAUCCAGUGUCAUGCGCUCAGCAUGUGCAGACGAGAGGCCAGACGAGAAGUGGGUGGUGUUUGACGGGCCUGUGGAUACUCUGUGGAUUGAGAGCAUGAACUCGGUCAUGGACGACAACAAGGUGCUGACGCUCACCAAUGGGGAGCGCAUCGCCCUGCCUGAGCAGGUCUCACUGCUCUUUGAGGUGGAGAACCUGGCGGUGGCCUCUCCAGCCACAGUGUCCCGCUGUGGCGUGGUCUACAUGGACUACAGUGACCUGGGCUGGAGGCCCUAUGUCCACUCCUGGAUUGAGCGGCGCCCCAAGAGUGAGGCUGAGACCCUGCAGCACAUGUUCGACAAGUUUCUGGACAAGAUGUUAGCCUUCAAGAGAGACAACUGCUGCGAGCUGGUCCCCAUGCCUGAGUACAGCGGUGUUGUGGCCCUCUGCCGCCUCUUUUCAGCCCUGGCCACGCCUGAGAAUGGGGUGAACCCGGCGGAUGUAGAGAGCUACGGUGCAGUGCUGGAGAUGUACUUCCUGUUCAGCAUGAUCUGGUCAGUGUGCGCGGCUGUGGAUGAGGAGGGCCGCAAGCGGAUUGACGCCUACAUCCGUGAGAUGGAGGGCUCCUUCCCCAAUAAGGACACAGUCUACGAGUACUUUGUGGAUGCCAAGAGGAAGAACUGGGCCUCGUUUGAGGACAAGCUGCCCAAGAUGUGGCGCUACCCGCCUACUGCCCCCUUCCACAAGAUCCUGGUGCCCACGAUGGACACGGUGCGCUACAACCACCUGGUGACGGCGCUGCUCUCAGCCCAGAGCCCUGUGCUGCUGGUCGGCCCCGUGGGUACCGGCAAGACCUCCAUCGCCCAGGGCGUCCUGCAGGGCCUGGACCGCACUGCCUGGGCCGUGCUCACCGUCAACAUGUCUGCCCAGACCUCAUCCAGCAAUGUGCAGAGCGCCGUGGAGAGUCGUGUGGAGAAGCGUACCAAGGGCGUGUAUGUGCCACUGGGUGGCAAGAGCCUCGCCACCUUCCUGGAUGACCUCAACAUGCCGGCACGUGAUGCCUUCGGGGCACAGCCCCCCCUCGAGCUGCUGCGCCAGUGGCUGGACUAUGGCUUCUGGUACGACCGGGCCAAGCAGAGCCCCAAGUACAUCAAGGACAUGUUCCUCCUGGCAGCCAUGGGCCCCCCUGGGGGAGGCCGCACCGAGAUCUCCCCCCGGCUCCAGAGCAGGUUCAACCUCAUCAACAUGACCUUCCCCUCGGACUCCCAGAUCCGCCGCAUCUUUGGGACACUGAUGAACCAGAAGCUCCAGGCCUUUGAGGAGAGUGUGAAGCCACUGGGGCCAGUGGUGACGGAGGCCACGGUGGAGCUGUACCACAGUGUGGCGCAACGCUUCCUGCCCACACCUGCCUGCAUCCACUACCUGUUCAGCCUGCGUGACAUUGCCAAGGUGUUCCAGGGGCUGCUGCGGUCACACAAGGAUUUCCAUGACACCAAGACCAGCCUCACCCGCCUCUGGGUACACGAGUGCUUCAGGGUCUUUGCUGACCGGCUGGUGGAUGCGGGUGAUGCCGAGGCCUUCACGUGCAUCGUAGGCGAGAAGCUGGGCACCUUCUUUGACCUCACCUUCCAUGGACUCUGCCCCUCCAAGCGCCCGCCCCUCUUCGGGGACUUCCUGGGGGCGCGGCGGGGGUCCGAAGAGCUGGCUGACCUGGGCGCACUGCGGGCUGAGAUGGAGCGGGUGCUGGCCGAGCACAACCAGGCACCCGGUGCUGUGCCCCUACGCCUCGUGCUCUUCCGCGAUGCCAUUGAGCAUAUCAUGCGCAUUGUGCGAGUCAUUGGACAGCCACGGGGCAACCUGCUACUGGUAGGCAUCGGGGGCAGCGGGCGCCAGAGUCUGGCGCGUCUCGCCUCCGCCCUAUGCCAGUACUGCACCUUCCAAAUCCAGCCUGCACGCCACUACCGGCGUCAGGACUUCCGCGAUGACCUGAAGCGGCUGUAGGGGCAGGCGGGCAUGGAGCUGGUGCCCACCACUUUCCUCUUCACCGACUCGCAGGCGUCUGACGAGGCCUUUCUGGAGGAUAUCAACAGCCUGCUCAGCACUGGGGAGGUGCCCGCAUUGUACCGGCCUGAUGAGUGGGAGGAGAUCCAGGCACUGCUCUUGAAUGCAGCCAAGGCUGAGGGGGUCCCUGAGACACCCGACAGUCUCUUCGCCUUCCUCAUUGAGCGGGUGCGCGACAACCUGCAUGUGGUCCUGUGCCUCAGCCCUGUGGGCGAGCCCUUCCGGAACUGGAUCCGGCAGUACCCUGCCCUGGUGAGCUGCACUACCAUCGACUGGUUCUCGGAGUGGCCGUGCCAGGCGUUGCUUGAGGUAGCCGAGAAAUACUUGGAGGGGGUUGACCUGGGGCUGCAGCCAGAGAUGGCCCGGAAGGUGGCCCGGAUCUUCACAGCCGUGCAUGGCUCCGUGGCCACCUACUCCCAGAAGAUGCUGGUGGAGAUGCGGCGCUACAACUACGUCACCCCCAGCAGCUACCUGGAGUUGGUCUCGGGCUACAAGAAGCUGCUGGGUGAGAAGCGGCAGGAGCUGGGCCAGCAGGCUGGGCGGCUGCGCAUGGGGUUGGCACGGAUCGACGAGACACGCACCAAGGUGGAGGCCAUGGGAGCAGAGCUGGCACACGCCAAGUGCCGCGUGGCUGAGGUGCAGCGCCAGUGCGAGGAGUACCUGGUGGUCAUCGUGCAGCAGAAGCGUGAGGCCGACGAGCAGCAGAAGACGGUGACAGCCAACAGCGAGAAGAUCGCGGCUGAGGAGGUGAAGUGCAAGGCGCUGGCCGACAAUGCACAGAAGGACCUAGAGGAGGCGCUGCCGGCACUGGAGGAAGCCAUGAAGGCACUGGAGUCGCUGAACAAGAAGGACAUGACAGAGAUCAAGUCAUACGGGCGCCCACCGGGGCUGGUGGAGACUGUCAUGCAGGCCGUCAUGAUCCUGCGCGGCAGUGAGCCCAGCUGGGCUGAGGCCAAGCGCCAGCUCAGUGAGCCGACCUUCAUCAAGCAGCUGAUCCACUUUGACAAGGACAACAUCUCAGACAAGGUGCUCAAGAAGAUCGGGGGCUUUUGUGCCCAGCCCGACUUCCAGCCCGACAUCGUGGGCCGCGUCUCGCUGGCCGCCAAGUCCCUCUGCAUGUGGGUCCGCGCCAUGGAGAUGUACGGGCGCAUUUACCGUGUGGUGGAGCCCAAGCGUGCACGCAUGAACGCAGCCACAGCCCAGCUUGCUGAGAAGCAGGCGUCACAGGCUGAAGCCCAGGCCAAGCUGCGCGAGGUGGCAGAGAGGCUGGAGCGGCUGAAGCAGGAGUAUGAGGAGAAGCUGGCACAGAAGGAGGAGCUGCGGGCGCGCUCCGAGGACAUGGAGCUCAAGCUGGACCGGGCCGACAAGCUGGUGUCAGGGCUUGCGGGCGAGAAGGCCCGCUGGGAGGAGACCGUGCAGGGCCUGGACGAGGACCUGGGCUAUGUGGUGGGUGACUGCCUGCUGGCUGCUGCCUUCCUGUCCUACAUGGGGCCCUUCCUCUCCAACUACCGCGACGAGAUCGUCUCCCAGAUCUGGAUGAAGCAGAUCCGGGAGGAGCAGGUGCCCUGCUCGCCACGCUUCUCACUGCCUGGCUUCCUGGCCACCCCACCGACAGUGCGGACCUGGACGCUGCAGGGGCUGCCCUCUGAUGCCUUCUCCACCGAGAAUGGGCUCAUCGUCACCCGUGGCACCCGGUGGCCACUCAUGAUUGACCCCCAGGGCCAGGCCUCCAAGUGGAUCAAGAACAUGGAGGCAGACAAGGGCCUGCGUAUCCUGGAUCUGCAGGGCGACUACCUGGGGGCGCUGGCGGGGGCUGUGCAACAGGGGGUGCCAGUGCUGAUCCAUGACCUGCAGGAGCAGCUCGACCCUGCGCUCACACCCCUGCUGGGCCGUGCUGUCACCAGAGUGGGUGGCCGGCUGCUGCUGCGCCUGGGGGACCGGGAGGUGGAGUACAGCCCUGCCUUCCGCCUCUACCUCACCACCAAGCUGUCCAACCCACAAACAGGAGGGGAUGGGGCCGGCCUGGGAGGGGCGGAGCUAACUUGAGUAGGGGGACGGGGCCUCCCACAGGGCCUGGAAGCACAGUUGCUGGGAAUUGUGGUACGCAAGGAGCGCCCAGAGCUGGAGGAGCAGAAGGACACGUUGGUGCUCAACAUCGCGGCCGGCAAGAGGCGGCUGCAGGAGCUGGAGGAUGAGAUCCUCAGGCUGCUGAACGAGGCAACAGGGUCACUGCUGGACGACUUGCAGCUGGUGACGACCCUGCAGAGCUCCAAGGUGACGGCCAGUGAGGUCAGUGACCAACUGGCCACCAGCGAGGCCACAGAGGCCAAGAUCGAUGCUGCUCGCGAGGCGUACCGGCCAUGCGCCCAGCGGGCAGCCGUGCUCUUCUUUGUGCUGAUGGACAUGGGGCGCAUUGACCCCAUGUACCAGUUCUCGCUGGAUGCCUAUGUGGAGCUCUUCACCCUCAGCAUUGCCCGCAGCCCCCGCGGUGCCCGCCUGGACGAGCGCAUCCGCUGUCUCAAUGACCACCACACCUACGCCGUCUACAGGUACGCCUGCCGCGGGCUCUUUGAGUGCCACAAGCUGCUCUUUAGCUUCCACAUGUGUGCCAAGAUCCUGGAGGUGGCUGGGAGCCUCCACACGGAUGAGUACAGCUUCUUCUUGCGCGGGGGCGUGGUGCUAGACCGUGAGGGGCAGAUGGACAACCCGUGCCCAUCCUGGCUGCCCGAUGCCUACUGGGACAAUGUGACAGAGCUGGACAAGUUGCCGAGCUUCCAUGGCAUCAUGAACUCCUUCGAGCAGCACCCACGUGACUGGCAUCUCUGGUACAGCAGUGCCCGGCCUGAGCGGGCCCUGUUGCCAGGGGAGUGGGAGAACGCGUGCGGGCAGCUGCAGCGGAUGUUGGUGGUGCGGGCGCUGCGCCCUGACCGCAUGGGGCUCUGCGUCAGUGCCUUCGUCGUCUCCCAUCUGGGCUCUGCCUUUGUCGAGCCACCUGUGCUCUCCAUGAAGGCCGUGUUGGAAGACUCGUUGCCACGGACGCCACUGGUGUUUGUGCUGUCGCCCGGCGUGGACCCGGCGCCAGGGCUGCUACAGCUGGCGGAGCAGGCGGGCAUGGCCCUGCGCCUGCACGCCCUCUCACUGGGCCAGGGCCAGGCCCCCAUCGCCACCCGCAUGAUCCAGGAGGGCAUGCGCCACGGGAGCUGGGUGUUCCUCGCCAACUGCCACCUGUCACUAUCGUGGAUGCCACAGCUGGCAAAGCUGGUGGAGCAGCUGGCAGCCGAGGACCCGCACCCUGACUUCCGCCUGUGGCUCAGCUCCAGCCCCCAUCCUGGCUUCCCCGUUUCUGUGCUGCAGGCUGCCAUCAAGGUCACCACUGAGCCACCCACGGGCCUGAAGGCCAACAUGACGCGCCUGUACCAGCUAGUGACGGAGCCGCAGUUUGGGCGCUGCAGCCGCCCGGCACGCUACAAGAAGCUGCUCUUCGCCCUCUGCUUCUUCCACAGCCUCCUGCUGGAGCGGCGCCAGUUCCUGCAGCUGGGCUGGAAUGUCAUCUAUGGCUUCAAUGACUCCGACUUCGAGGUGUCAGAGAACCUGCUGAGCCUCUACCUAGAUGAGUAUGAGGAGACGCCAUGGGAGGCACUGCGCUACCUCAUCGCGGGUGUCAACUAUGGUGGUCACGUGACAGACAACUGGGACCGGCGCCUCCUGCUAGCCUACAGCAGUGACUGCUUCUGCGAGCAGGCCUUAGCCACGCCCUUCUACAAGCUGUCAGCGCUGGACACCUACUACAUCCCGAAGGACGGGGACCUGGCAUCAUACCGGGAACACAUCAGCAUGCUGCCGGCCCGCGACCCGCCGGGCGCCUUCGGGCAGCACACCAAUGCUGCUGCUGCCGCUGCCGUCAGCACUGCCCGCGCCCUGCUUGACACCCUGCUGGUCUUGCAGCCCCAACGCCCACCCAGCCCUGCCGCCCAGAGCCGUGAGGACAAGGUGCUGGAGCUGGCGGGUGACGUGCUGGCACGGGUACCCACUGAGUUGGACCUUGUGGGUGCCCACCAGGUGCUAGCCGACGACCCCUCGCCCCUCACUGUGGUACUGCUGCAGGAGAUGCAGCGCUACAAUGCCCUGCUGCGCGUUGUCAGGUCCUCAUUGGUGGAACUAGAGAAGGGCAUCCAGGGCCUGGUGGUGAUGUCGACCACACUGGAGGAGAUCUUCAACUGCAUCCAUGACGCCCGCGUGCCCCCCCUCUGGGAGCGGGCCUACCCAUCACUGAAGCCGCUGGGGUCCUGGACGCGGGACCUGGGGCAGCGAGUGGAGCAGUUGGCCCGUUGGGCUGAGACCGCCCACCCCCCAGUGCUCUUCUGGCUUGGUGGCUUCACCUUCCCCACUGGCUUUCUGACUGCUGUGCUGCAGGGCGCUGCCCGCCAGAGCAAGGUGGCUGUGGACUCACUGUCCUGGGAGUUCAUCGUCUCCACCGUGGAUGACAGCAACUUGGUCUACCCGCCCAAGGAGGGUGUGUGGGUUCGAGGGCUGUUCCUGGAGGGUGCGGGCUGGGACCGGCGCAACUCGUGCCUGGCGGAGGCAGCACCCAUGCAGCUGGUCUGCGCCCUGCCCAGUGUGCACUUCCGGCCAGUCGAGAGCCGGAAGAAGGCAGGCAGAGGCUUCUACUCGUGCCCGCUGUACGUGUGCCCGCGCCGCGCCGCCGGGUUUGUGCUGACGCUGGAUCUGCGCGCGGGUGCGGCGGCCCCCGAAACCUGGGCCAAGCGCGGCGCCGCGGCCCUGCUCAGCCUCGACGUGUAGCGCCGCCCCCAAUAAACCGCUGACCGUGCCCUCGCCGCCUCCUGCCUCAGUUUCCCCGCCCCCAGGGAGGGAUCUGGGGGGCGGGGUCCGGCGGGAUCCGGUGCGGCGCAGGCAGCAGCGGCCCCCAACCUGCCCAUGGGGCCCGGGUGCAGGCCCGGGCCCGGGCCCGGGCCCGCGGGGCGCGAACCCACAACCGGACACAGGAUUGCCUGCCUGCCCGCCCGCCAUGGCCGGCGCGUAGCCCGUGGCUGCAGCCGUGGUGCCUGGUG
Alligator sinensis (Chinese alligator) is the source of this 13749-nucleotide messenger RNA. It is a transcript of the gene DNAH2, whose product is annotated as dynein axonemal heavy chain 2. The record is from RefSeq and is a predicted model, not a curated record. NCBI's taxonomy places the organism in Eukaryota, Metazoa, Chordata, Crocodylia, Alligatoridae. The transcript has 88 exons. Gene Ontology annotation, molecular function: minus-end-directed microtubule motor activity; dynein light intermediate chain binding; dynein intermediate chain binding. Gene Ontology annotation, biological process: microtubule-based movement. Gene Ontology annotation, cellular component: dynein complex.